Messenger RNA from Cricetulus griseus (Chinese hamster), 1340 nucleotides. The record is from RefSeq and is a predicted model, not a curated record. Lineage: Eukaryota; Metazoa; Chordata; Mammalia; Rodentia; Cricetidae.
AUGGGUCAGUCCUCCUCUGAAACAGCUAAAGAUGAAGGCCAUGGAGAUUUGGUGCCCAGUUUCACUGCAUAUUUUAAGAAGAUGAAAAGAGAAAACCAAAUCAUUUCUCAGGAAACCAUCCGUUCCAUUGAGUUACAUUUGAAAAAAGGAGACAUUCGGGGGGCAAACUCUGUAAUCAGUGAUGCAUUAAAAAAUAUUGAUAGUGCCCCAAUAAACAUUGCUGUGACAGGAGAGUCUGGAGCAGGGAAGUCCAGCUUCAUCAAUGCCCUGAGGCGGGUUGGACCAGAAGAUAAAGGUGCAGCUGCAGUUGGAGUAGUAGAGAUGACUAUGGUGAGAACUCCAUACAAACACCCCAAAAUUAAAAGUUUGAUUUUAUGGGACCUGCCCGGCAUUGGAACUAAUAGAUUUCCUCCAGAAGAUUAUCUGAAGAGAAUGAAAUUCCAAGAGUAUGACUUCUUCGUUAUUAUUUCUGCCACACGUUUUACAAAACUUGAACUAGACCUUGCCAAAGCAAUCAGAUCUAUGAAAAAGAAUUACUACUUUGUGAGAACCAAGGUAGACAUUGAUUUAGACAAUGAAAGGUAUAGCAAACCACGUACAUUUGACAGAAAAAAGACCCUGCAGAAUAUCCGAAGCUACUGUGAGAACGCCUUUAGUCAAAAUAAAAUGGAUGUACCACAGAUUUUUUUGAUUUCAAACAGUGAUUUGUCUGACUAUGAUUUUCAAGUCCUGAUGGAUUCACUGAUAAAGGAUCUUCCUGCUCAGAAACGCCAUAAUUUUACACUUUCCAUUAGUAAUAUUACAGAGGCAGCCAUUGACAGAAAGCGUGAGGCCCUCCAGCAGCAUAUCUGGAUGGAAGCCUACAAGUCUGGACUUCUGGCUACUAUUCCUGCAGUGGGCAUCCUCAGGGAUGAUGUGGAGAAGCUGAAGGUGAAGUUAAACCACUAUCAAGUCGUCUUUGGAGUGGAUGAUGAAUCCCUGGAACUCAUGGCUAAGGAUUUCAAAGUGUCUGUUGAACAACUGAAAAAAAACAUUAAAUCUCCUCAUUUGUUGGGAACCAAGAAAGAAGAAACAUCAAGAGAAAUGUUGUUGAAAUAUGUUGAGAAAUUUGCCGCAGUUACUGGUGGGCCUCUUGCUACAGGUCUUUACUUUAGGAAAACCUUUUACUUGCAUCAUAUCUUCCUUGACACGGUGACUGAAGAUGCCAAAGUUCUCCUUAGAGAGACAUACUCAAAAAAUUAGUUCAAACUCACUUCACCCACAGCUACUGAACAUGAACAUCAAAUACCAGGAAUCAGUAGAUAAAUUUCCCCCUCUGUAUAUUUUCUUUACACUAGCCA